AGAGAUACAUCAACCUAUCCUCAUGAGGUGGUGGGCGUGGCCUCGUGACGUCACUGAGGAGAAACGAAAGUUAAGUGAAGCUGCUUGAUAAACAGAAUUGAGCUCCUUCUUUCAGCAGGACAUAAUCUCUCAUUUGAAGCUCUUUCAGUCAGGUAAACUCCACAGGUAAACUCGAGGGAGGGAGAAGAAGGGAGAAGAAGUAAAGCUGGUAAUGUCUCUUAAUCUUCCUCCUGUUUCUGCUGGAGAUCCUUCCUAUUCAGCUCAUUUCUAACAUUCACUGCUCUUCUAGUUUCAUCAUUUUUAUGAAGGUGUUUAAACUGCUGUAAGACGCUCACUUCUGUUCUCCAGCUCAAGCUGUUCACUUUAGUUCAGUCCCAGAGUUCAGCUUUAACAGCUGGAAUGUGGAGAUGAUCAGCAGCUGGAUGGGUUUGAUGGUGAAAAGUGUGGAACUGUUUUCAUUCACUGACUAAGAAGUAUUCUGAAAUGAUCUCUGUGCUCUCAGAUCACCUUCAUGCUGCUUCUCUGUGUCUCCUCAGUCAGUCAUGGCUUCCUCCAGCAGUCUCCUGUCUGAAGAUCAGCUCCAGUGCUCUAUCUGUCUGGAUGUGUUCACUGAUCCAGUCUCUACUCCAUGUGGACACAACUUCUGCAUGGUCUGUCUCAGAAAGUGCUGGAACAGCAGCUCACACUGCCAGUGUCCAGUCUGUAAGAGAGAAUUCCCCCAAAGACCUGAACUGUCUAUAAACACCUUCAUCUCUGGACUGGCUUCUGAGUUCAAGAAGUCAGUUCAGGAGAAGUCCAGCAGAGCUCCAGAGAAACGUUCCUCCAAAUCUAAGAAGGUUCAGUGUGACUCCUGCUGUGAGGAGAAGCUGGAGGCUGUAAAGUCCUGUCUGGACUGUGGGCUCUCCUACUGUAACGCUCAUCUAUCACUUCAUAAAACUACACCUAAAUUAAAGAAACACAAGCUGAUAGAUCCUGUGGAGAACCUGGAGGACUACAUCUGCCAGAAACAUGAGAGACCCCUGGAGCUGUUCUGUAGAGACGACCAGACGUGUGUGUGUCAGUUCUGCACUGAGGGAGACCACCGGACUCACAGCACUGUUCCUAUAGAGGAGGAGAGUGGAGAGAAGAAGACUCAGCUGGAGAAGACACAGACAGAGGUUCAGCAGAUGAUCCAGGAGAGACUGAAGAAGAUCAAGGAGAUCAAACACUCUGUAGAACUCAAUAAAAAAAUCAGAGAGAAGGAGGAAGCAGACAGUGUGGAGAUCUUCAGGGCUCUGGUGCGCUGCAUUGAGAGAAGCCAGGCUGAGCUGCUGGAGGUGAUGGAGGAGAAGCAGAAAGCAGCAGAGAGGCAGGCUGAAGAGCUGAUUAAAGAGCUGGAGCAGGAAAUCACUGAGCUAAAGAGGAGAGACACUGAGCUGGAGCAGAUCUCCCACACUGAGGACCACCUCCACCUCCUACAGAUUUACCCGUCCCUCUGCAGACCCCCACACACCAAGAACUGGACUGACGUCAGUGUUAAUACUCCUCUGAGUGUGGAGAGUCUGAGGAGAGCUCUGUCUCAGCUUCAGAAACGUCUCACACGGGAGAUGCAGAAGAUUGAUGAGAGUGAACUGAAGAGAAUUCAGCAGUAUGCAGUGGACGUGACUCUGAAUCCUGAUACAGCUCAUCCUUUUCUCAUCCUGUCUGAAGAUGGAAAACAAGUGAGAGAUGAAGAUGAAGAACAGAAACUCCCUGAUAAUCCAGAGAGAUUUGAUCUUUGUGUCUGUGUUCUGGGAAAGGAGGGUUUCUCCUCAGGGAGAUUUUACUAUGAGGUUCAGGUCAGUGGGAAGACCGAGUGGGAAUUAGGAGUGACCAGAGAGUCCAGCAACAGGAAGGGAGAGAUUACACUGAGUCCUGUGGAUGGAUACUGGACUGUGUGUCUGAAUAAAACUGAAUAUAAAGCUUUUGAUUCUCCUCCUGACCUCCUCUCGUUGAAACAGGCUCCCCAGAAGGUGGGGGUGUUUGUGGAUUAUGAGGAGGGUCUGGUCUCCUUCUAUGAUGUUGAGGUCAGAUCUCAUAUCUACUCUUUCACUGGUCAGUCUUUCACUGAGAAACUCUAUCCAUACUUCAGUCCUGAGCUCAAUGAUGGAGGUAAAAAUUCAGCUCCACUGAUCAUCACUCCUGUUCAACUUUAUGAAUGAGGUUUAUUGUUUAUAUUAAUUUGGGGAGCAGUGUUUAUUUACUCUAACAGAAACUAAUUUGUUGUGUCAGAAAUUGUAAACUACAGUUAGAUUUCUGGAUAAAUUCAAUCAGAUUAUGUUUAACAAAUGAAUAUUGAUUAACAAUUCAUACCCAAAUAUUCUCUUUAUAUCUCUUAGAAAGAUCAUUGUCUGUUAUUCACUUUAGCUCCACUGUGAACGUGUGUUUCUCUAAACUUGUUUAUCUUGUUCACAGAAAUCAGCAAAAUACACAAUAAUGAAUUCUGUCUUCACUGGUUUUGUUCUGUUGUAUUACAGAAUCACUCUUUGUGCACUAGGUGGGGGUGUUGUACCUUUUAUUUUCUGUAUUAAAUUAUUCCUGAAUAAACUGU
Molecule: messenger RNA, 2569 nt
Organism: Astyanax mexicanus (Mexican tetra)
Lineage: Eukaryota; Metazoa; Chordata; Actinopteri; Characiformes; Acestrorhamphidae
Product: E3 ubiquitin-protein ligase TRIM39-like
Exons: 6
Coding region: 543-2180 (545 amino acids)
Molecular function (GO): zinc ion binding; protein binding
Source: RefSeq, a predicted model, not a curated record